Molecule: messenger RNA, 732 nt
Organism: Amorphotheca resinae ATCC 22711
Lineage: Eukaryota; Fungi; Ascomycota; Leotiomycetes; Helotiales; Amorphothecaceae
Exons: 1
Coding region: 1-732 (243 amino acids)
Source: RefSeq, a predicted model, not a curated record
AUGGGACAUAUCUCAGGCGUCGGUGCCUUCUUCAUAAUCGUCGCCGUCGUCGUCGUCGGUGGAGCAAUAGCGUGGAUUGUCUACACAAAUCUUCGCGCUCGCCGACUAGGCUUACCACAACCUACACUCUCAUCCUACAAUCCUUUCCGUUCCUCGUCGCAUGGAUACGGAGGGCCGAGCCCGGCGCCUGGUGGUAUUGUGGGAUGGGUCAACGACAAGUUUCGCGCGUUCAAGAAUCGGAAUAAUCGGUCGGCGGGGGGUGCUUAUGAGGAGCCUUUGAGCAACGUUCGGGGGCGGGCGUCAAAUCGUGGCUUUGGACCACUGGAUCCGGACGAUGCGUGGGAUGCGCGAGUAGGCACAGAGGCUGAUGUGUAUGGGCCGGGUAGUUACUAUGAGGAGCAGGAAUUAGGUCUGCAUUCGAGUGGUAUUGCGCCGACGCCUAUCAACCCCCCGCCUGGAUAUGAUGAGGAGCGCGGGAGGGCUUUGAGUCGAGACCCGGGACCAUAUAUUGGUGCAUCACAAGCUGGACUGGAUAGGAGAUAUGAUGAGGAGAUGGGGAGGAGGCCUGCGGAUAACCCCUUCGAUGAUCCAGCAGAGCCAGGUAACACCAGCCUGAGGGGGGUCAGCCCAAGACCGGUUGUUGAAACAUCAAGAACCCAAGGGCAUCUGCAGGGACAGCCUAGCGUUGACAGUCCGACAGAGAGGAAGUCACUGUUUAGGGAGAAUAUGUAA